AUGAAGAGUCAUAUAUUCUUUGCAGUUCUACUAAAAGGCAUAGCUGCCUCCUCGGAGCAGGAUCUUGCGCCGAGGGAAGCGGAGACAUAUUGUGUAACAUAUCUCUCUACCUACCUUGCAGCGAUUCCGAACAACAACGGAACCGUCAAUUCAAUCAAUGGAGAUACAAACGAACCAGAUGAAGAAGAUAGGGAGACCGGCAGGUUUCCCUUGGCUCCGUCAAUUCGUCCGACAUUUGGAAGGAAUAAUUCCAUUGUCACUACAAGUCCAAGUGAGUCGUACUUUACCUCAGCAUUCGGAAGACAAACCAAUGAGAGUAAAACAGACUCUAUGACCUCACUCGUCGAUGAAGAGACUUCUCAGUUGGCGGAAUCUGUGCCAGAGUCUACAACCUUGGACGUACCAAUGUCAACCGACGAGUCACCUACAACUCAACCCGCCUUGCAAACCUCAUUUGGUCAAAUAACACUUACGGCUCCCACAACGACCGGUGUCAUCGAGCCUGAAGGGCAGACAGUGAUCCUCCUCAUCCAAAUCCCCGACGACGAUCGAAAGCAAAACCUCAAUGAAAGAGAAGUCGGUGGGUUUGUUGGAGACGGUAGCCCCGAUACCUGCACGUUUGCUUCUACCUUCAAUCUCGCCCAGGGCCAGCUCUCUAAGAAUGGGAAUUCCAUCUUUUAUUCUGGUGAAGACUUCAAACAACUAGAAGGCGAAGGAGCCCCGCCGUCAGAUGCAGUUACCAAGGGCUUUGCUUCGACUGGAACAUCGCUGAGCUUCCAGAAUGAUGACUUGCCGAAUGGAGAGGCAGGCUUUUGUCAGACUCCUAAUGGUCAGGUUUAUAUCACGUUUACUUCUGCACCGCCUGGGUGUACACCAGUUCCCCUUGGUGUUUAUGACGCUUUUCGGUGCCAGAAUGGUAAACUCGUUGGCGUGGAUGACAGUAGCUCUAGUUCGUCUGCGACAACAACUCAAGAGAGCAUUAUUGUGUCGGAAGAAGCUAGCCGCGUGUCUUCUGAAGCUCUCGAGCCAUCCACCUCCAGCUUUGGAGUGACAACACUCCAGCCCGACCUAACAUCAUCCAACGAAACGCCGUCAAGUAUUGAAGAAGUGGCACCAACUAAGUCGCCCGAGGUCGACGAUUCAACCUCGGACACCUCCGUCUUAUCAACAUCGCCUUCAUCUUCAUCUGAGCUUGCCGAAUCUACCACCAUCUCGGAUAACACUUCCACCACUUUAGCCACGUUCGAAGUAUCUCCUGUGGAGACAACGACAGAAUCUGUAGGCGAUACAACGCUAGAGACAACUAGCAACGAAGCGACCACUGAGGUAUCUACUACCGCAGAUGAAGUAACUGUACAGACCACUACGACCGCAGACACUCCAACUACAACAGUCGACGCCUGUGUAGCAGGUAUUACCUCGGCGGGAGGCUCGCCCCCCCUCCAAGAUCGUAUUGAUGACUGUGAAGAAUUCAACGUGGUCACAGUCAGCCCGUACAGCGUUAUUGUGACAACCGUUAAAAAGCGAUGGAAGUAUCGCAUCCCUACCGGUUGGCCCACUGCUAGGCCUACAAACAGACAGCUCGUCCGCCGUCAAGAUCCUGAUGCGACUACCAUAUUCCCCAGCGAGACGCCUGCUUAUGCUACUUAUCGUGACUCGGCUGAGGAAUAUUACGAGGCUUGUUCUAGGGCGGACGUUACUGCUAUGACCACUACUUUGACAACACCUACUGAAACGGAGACUAGUGAAGAGGAUGCGUGUCGUGCUGCGUCGUUGGUUAAGAGGGCUGGUGAGGGUCUUGGAUAUCAAUUUGAGGAUGAUUGGGAUGUCAUCCGCAUACCAGGGUGGAGAUACUUUUGA
Messenger RNA from Fusarium proliferatum ET1, 1860 nucleotides. RefSeq lists its product as uncharacterized. NCBI's taxonomy places the organism in Eukaryota, Fungi, Ascomycota, Sordariomycetes, Hypocreales, Nectriaceae. The transcript has 3 exons. The record is from RefSeq and is a predicted model, not a curated record. Bases 1 to 1860 code for a protein of 619 amino acids.